AUGCGCGUAAUACCAGCCGUGCUCUCGCUAGCUGGCAUAGUCGCAACAUCAACAGCCGCCACUGCAUUGCCCAAUGUUUCGACAGGCUGCAAGGCGCUGCAGGCGCCCCUUGGGGAUUUGCUGUUCUUCGCCGGCGGCGGCGUGUACGAGUACGAGGCGGCAAAAUUUUGGUCGAACACGGAGCUGAUGGCUCCUGGAUGUGUGUUCCGACCGCAGUCAAGCGCACAGCUUGCUGACGGCAUUGUAGCGCUGGUUAAUGCCAAUGCGCAGUUCGCUGUUCGGGGCGGUGGGCACAUGGGUAUCCGGGGUUCAAACAAUAUCAACGAUGGUGUUUUAAUUGUUAUGUCAAAUUUGACCACUUUGGAGUUGUCGGAGGAUCAGUCCAUUGUGUCUAUUGGUCCUUCUCACCGGUGGAGUGAGGUCUAUGGAUACCUGCAGAGUUUUGGACUGACCGCUGCCGGUGGUCGUCUCGGCCCUGUCGGUGUGCCGGGACUGCUCCUCGCUGGCGGUAUCAACUUCUACGGUAAUCAGGUUGGCUUCGGCUGUGAUACCGUUGUCAACUACGAGAUUGUCCUUGCCGAUGGCUCAAUCGUGGAAGUAAACAAGACAAGCUAUCCCGAUCUGUUCUGGGCUUUGAAGGGUGGAAGCAGUAACUUCGGCAUCGUCACUCGGUUCGACCUGGAGACUAUCAAGUCGCCCAAGGUCUGGGCUGGUGCCCAUACCGUGUCCUCUGAUUACAUCGAUGAGUUCCUGGCAGCUGUGGCUACUUACGCGUCUGACAUCUAUGACCCCAAGACGCACAUUGUACCAGCCCUUGUGACUGGCGAGACUACUCUCGCCUCCGUAAUUUUGUUCUAUGACAGCGACAGCAUCAGCUACCCCGAUAUUUUUAAGCCGUUUACCAAUAUCCCGGCUAUCAGCAGCACGCUUGACUUCAAAACGGUCGCCGAAUUUGCUGCUGAGACAGGUGCAAUGGUCAUUGAUGGCAUCAAUGACGUAUUCGUCGCCGGAACCGUCAAGGGCACAAGCUACAAGGAGCUUAUCAGCGGCAUCAGUAUCAUCAAGCAAACCUUCUUCAACGAGCUCCCCAAGCUGUACGCGCAGGUUCAUAUGGCCAACAUCUCCACUAUCCAGCUAGACUGGCAACCUAUCGGCGCCGACUGGAUGAAGGCCUCCGAGUCUCACGGCGGAAACGCCCUCGGCCUGGACCCAUCGCAGGUCUAUCUGUGCUACGCGGAGGUGGUUGAGUGGGUUGGCUCGGCCUAUGAUGACCUUGUUGCUUCCUGGGUAGAAGAGACCACCUACAAAAUCAACAAUGCCACCCAGAAAGCCGGUCUCUACGACGCCUUUAACUACAUUGGUGAUGCUGCUGGCUUCCAAUCUAUCUUCCCUGGCUAUGGUGGGGAGAACCACCAGAAGCUUAUUGAUAUUGCAGAGAAGUAUGACCGUCAGGGUGUUUUCAAGACUCUUAUGCCUGGUGGAUUCAAGGUUUAG
This is a messenger RNA of Penicillium concentricum, 1494 nucleotides long. RefSeq names its product FAD-binding oxidoreductase. NCBI's taxonomy places the organism in Eukaryota, Fungi, Ascomycota, Eurotiomycetes, Eurotiales, Aspergillaceae. The transcript has 5 exons. The record is from RefSeq and is a predicted model, not a curated record. Gene Ontology annotation, molecular function: FAD binding. The coding region runs from base 1 to 1494 and encodes 497 amino acids.